Molecule: messenger RNA, 1032 nt
Organism: Desarmillaria tabescens
Lineage: Eukaryota; Fungi; Basidiomycota; Agaricomycetes; Agaricales; Physalacriaceae
Exons: 7
Coding region: 1-1032 (343 amino acids)
Source: RefSeq, a predicted model, not a curated record
AUGCUGGUCCAGUUUAUUAUGGACCAAAGUGACCCACAAGAAUUUCACUUUGAGCGAAGAAAUAGCUCCCAGCAGUUCAGCCAAGGGGAUCUAAUACCUUUCACACCCCCGGAUAAUAUUACCACCGAGGGGACAGUGGCAGUCAAUUUUCCAUCUCCUGGAGAGUAUACUAUUGAUAUGAUAGCCGACAAUAGCAGACCGAUAACGGAGAGCCUGUCAAUUUUUGCUAGUAAUCCGGAAUCCGGAAUUGGUCCCAGUCUCACAACAACGUCUGUGUCCAGUUCUUCGGACGUAGUAAGUACGCAGAGCUACAGCAUCUCUUUGGAAUCGACGUUACCGAGCUCUACUUCAAGUUCCUCAUCUGGAGAAUCAAUGGCUCAGAGCACUUCCCAAAUCAAUGAAAGCAGUUUGAUUGCGGGUAGACCUUCAACAACUGCCACGACCCCUGCGUCUACAUCUAACAACUCCUACUUGCAUAAACCACGCAACACAUCGACAAUCAUUGGAGCCGUGAUUGGCCCUAUACUAUUCCUCCUCCUCCUUUCGCCUUUCCCCCAAGAUCCGGAGCAUGGCGUGAUGCACAAGCUGCGAGGACGAGAUGUGCCUGUACCAGCUUCAGUUCAAGUUGAAUCAGGGCCCGAAGUACCGAUUUUGUCAUCAAUAAACUCUGGGAUGGCAGAAUUGGGAAUCGAAGAUGAAGAGUCAAUGGACCAUGUACCAGGCAAGGGGAGAAGGCGGGUGUCGAUCUCCGUAUCCCCACGUGAUCAUUCCCCCGCACCCUCGCUUUCUGGAGGUUUAGCCGAACCGGACAGUCAUCAAAUUCCCAAUGAAGAGCCGAUAUUGCACCCAAGUACUUCAGCCCUCAGACCUCAUGCAAUGAACGAUGAAACAGCUGGAGAGAUCCUAAGGUUGCAGGGCCAGAUACAGCAGCUCAUUAUGGGAAGUGUGUCAGUAUGGGCACCAGAUAGUGACCGGGAUCCACCUCCAGCAUAUGUAUCAGAGGUUUCAGAAGAUGAAUUGAGAGAAAUGUGA